CACUCUUUUCAGCUUUCGCGUUAUCACUAAAUCAACGGAGCACCAUUGACGACAGUGUAAGCGUCUAAGCAAGUUUGAAGUGGUCGAAGCAGCUCCGGAGCUCUAAGCUGAAAUUGCGAUUAUAAAGCAAUCAGUAUGAAAUCGGUUAAUUUGCAAGGCGAUUGUUGAUGGGCGUAUGCGUUGGGUCAAAUGGAUAUACCAUAAUAAAAAGUAUUAAAAAGUUGGAUUAUACGACUUAAGCAAAGGCAUUGCGAUAGUUCACUAUGCCAAAUGAAGAUAAGCUUGCAACAACCGAUUCCACUUCAGCGGAAAUUGAGGCGACUUCCACGAGCAGUUCAGUAAAUGAAAGUCUUUUGGGCCAACAAAAAUUCAAAUUACAAUUCAGCAAUGUUUCCUACAUUACCAAACAGAACAAAAAGCUGGUUAAAAUACUUAAUGAUGUCUGCGGGGAAUUCAAGUCGGGGCGCCUUACUGCUGUUUUGGGUCCCUCUGGAGCGGGCAAAACUUCGAUUCUUAACGUGCUCUCCGGUUUCAAAGCCAGCAAUGUUUCGGGUCAAUUUACAUUCAAUGGCAGUGAGCGGAAUGUUUUGACUUUUCGCAAAUCCUCAUGCUACAUUCCGCAAGAUUUUGCAUUACUCGACUUGUUAACAGUGCAAGAAACAAUGAACGAUUCUGCAGAUCUUAAGUUGCCUGCCAAAACGAUUUCUGCGGAGAAGCGAAAAAUUGUUGAUGACAUUCUCCAGAUACUCAAUAUGGAUAAGUGCCGACAUAGAUUGGUGCGAAACCUUUCCGGCGGCGAGCGAAAACGUCUAUCUAUCGCUAUAGAACUAGUUACUAAUCCACCAGUCAUGUUUUUUGAUGAACCCACUAGUGGCUUAGACAGUGUCGCCAGUUUGCAAGUUAUCAACUAUUUGAGGAGGCUGGCGCUCGAUGGGCAUAUAAUCGUGUGUGUUAUUCACCAGCCAAGUUCGAGGCUUAUAAAACUGUUCGACGACGUGUUAGUGAUGUCACGGGGUCAAGUGUUAUAUUCAGGUCCAGAAAGAGAAAUGAUUGCCACCUUUGAAGCGGCGGGCUUUGCCUUCCCCAAUUACUACAAUCCAGCCGACUUUGCUUUGGAAGUAAGUAGCGAAGAGCACAAUAAACCCAUAUUGGGUUUGAUAGAAAGGAAUAAGAAACGGCAUUGCGGAGUAGAUAAACAACCGAAUGAAGAUGCAAACCUUUGCGUGCAUGGAAAGUCUAACAUUCAAUCUACAUUCAAUUUAAAUUCUCACACCACCAUCGAGAUGCGAUCGAACAAUGAAGCUCAAGUUGAACGAAUGUUGCAUGAGCCCUGCAGAUUAACAUCGGUGCGUCUUAGAUCAGAGGUGAACAUUUGGCGCCAAUUGGUCAUACUCACACGAAGAUCUCUGCGUACAAUGUCAAGGAACUUGAUUGCCGUUCAAUUGCGCGUUUUUAUGCAUGUCCUCGUUGCAGCUCUCGUUGGCGCGGUAUUUUGGGACAUUGGCAACGAUGGCGCCCGAACCCUAACCAACAUUUCCUGCAUAUUUUUCAUUAUAAUGUUUAUUUUCUUUGGCAAUUCAAUGCCGUCCAUAUUGUUGUGUCCACAAGAGACGGCGGUUUUUAUACGCGAAUAUCUAAAUGGUUGGUAUUCGCUCAGAGCAUACUACGCUUCAAAACUCCUCUCUGACCUCCCGAUGCUUUUCAUAUGCCCAACUCUGUUUACGACAAUCAUCUACUUCAUGACAAGCCAGCCGGAUGAUAUGGCGCGAUUCGCUAUGUGUUGGGGGAUCAGUUUAAUUUUGGCCAUCAUUGGACAUUUUAUGGGGCUAGCUUUUGGUUCGACGUUUGAUGUGCAGAUGGCGAUUUUGCUGGUACCUGGAGUGGCUAUUCCCUUUAUGAUAUUUUCUGGAUUUUUCAUACGUAUUCAUGAGCUCUCAUCUGUUUUCCGGCCGCUGUGCGAUAUCUCAUUCUACCGUUACACCAUGGAGGCUCUUAUGCAAGCCAUAUAUGGCUAUAAUCGCCCCGAUUUAGAAUGUCAUAGAGAAUUUUGUUACUUCAAGUCACCAACUAAACUGCUGAAGGAGCUAGGCAUGUUGGGUGAUCUGUAUGGCCAUGACAUAUUUAUUCUUCUGCUUUGGAUUAUAUUCUUUAAGGUGCUAUUUUUCUUGAGCUUGGUCUUACGCAUCAAACGUGCCCAAUAAGCUUACGAAAAACCCAGUAGGAAAUAGGAUAUAGUAGACAUACGAUAUUAAAUGAGAAAACUAUCGCUGGAAAACACUCAGCGCAAAGUUAGCGAUAGAAUAAGGUGGAACUAAAGUAUACAUACGCACAAAGUAAUGUUAUUUUUUAAUAAUAGUAAUUGGAGCUAUGCUUGGUAAUACUAAAGGGAAAGUGUAGAUCACGAGUUAAAACCAUUUUGACAUGUCGAUGCGUGAAUUUAUUUUAAGAUUUAACAGAGCGGCACUCUUCUCCUAACCAUUUGCUCAGACAAAUCAUAUAACACUUCUCGCUUACUCAGGCUGGAUGUUUUCCGCAAUUACCUAAAUAAAAUAAUAAAUAGUUCGGUAACUUUUUCUACGGGAAUUAUUGUUAUUAAUUUUAAAAACUAGAAACUGUGUAAAUACGAUGGAAAACUAGCUUAAUAAAAGAGACCAAAGCAUUUUUUUCUAAUUACAAAAAAUAAAAAUAAAGUAGAGUUUAUAUAUUCACAAAUACGGAUUUUAUAUAAGAUACAACUGUAUGGAACCAA
Messenger RNA from Anastrepha ludens (Mexican fruit fly), 2749 nucleotides. Its product is annotated as ATP-binding cassette sub-family G member 1. Gene Ontology annotation, cellular component: plasma membrane. Bases 264 to 2201 code for a protein of 645 amino acids. Lineage: Eukaryota; Metazoa; Arthropoda; Insecta; Diptera; Tephritidae. Gene Ontology annotation, molecular function: ATP binding; ATP hydrolysis activity; ABC-type transporter activity. The transcript is spliced from 10 exons. The record is from RefSeq and is a predicted model, not a curated record.